UUUAGCGUGUUCAGCCGCGUGUAAAUAUGUUCGCUCUGUACCUUUAAGAGAAGCAAUGAGCAAACCACACUUUGCUGAAGUGAAAGUAAAGUGAAGAGACUUGUAAUCAGGCACUGAAACCCUACUCCUCGUCAGAUGUCUUGCUACACAACUACGUUGCGUUCUGUCUCUGAGCGCCUUAUUAAUCUAGGAAUCUAAAUAAAAGUCAACAUCAACACAGAUAUGACCACCUCCAGCAGUCUCCUGUCUGAAGAGCAGUUCCUGUGCUCUAUCUGUCUGGAUGUGUUCACUGAGCCAGUCUCGAUUCCAUGUGGACACAACUUCUGCAAGGCCUGUAUCAGUGGAUACUGGGAUACCAGUGACCUGUGCCAGUGUCCAUUAUGUAAGGAGAUUUUCUACAGAGAACCUGUGCUUCGUGUCAACACAACGUUCAGAGAGAUUGUAGAGAAUUUUAAGGAGAUGAGAGUCAGAUGUAAAGAUGAGUCCCCUGCCAAGCCUGGAGAAGUGUCCUGUGACUUCUGCACUGAGAUGAAGCUCAAGGCCCUGAAGUCCUGUCUGGUGUGUCAGACCUCUUACUGUGAGACUCACCUGGAGCCUCAUCAGAGAGUCCCAGCCUUAAAGAGACACAAGCUGAUCAACCCUGUGGAGAACCUGGAAGACAGGAUGUGUAAGAAGCACAACAGACCUCUAGAGCUGUUCUGUAGGAGUGACCAGACUUGUGUGUGUCAAUUCUGUACUGAGACAGACCACAAGACUCAUGACACGGUCCCUCUAGAGGAGGCGUAUGGAGAGAGGAAGGCUGAAUUGGGGAAGACUGAGACAGAAGGGCAGCAGAUGAUCAAGGAGAGACUGAAGAAGGUUCAGGAGAUCAAACAUUCAGUAGAUCUGAGUCAGAAAGAUGCAGAGAGGGAGAUAUCAGACAGUGUACAGGUCUUCACUGCUCUGGUUCGCUCCAUUGAGAGAAGACAGGCUGAGCUCAUUGAGGUGAUUGAAGAGAAGCAGAAAGCAGCAGAGAGGCAGGCUGAAGGGCUCAUUAAAGACCUGGAGCAGGAAAUCACUGAGCUAAAGAGGAGAAGCACUGAACUGGAGCAGCUCUCACACACUGAGGACCACCUCCACCUCCUACAGAGCUGUCCAUCCCUCUGCACCCCUCCACCCACCAAGGACUGGUCUAGAAUCAGUGUUCACAGUGAUAUGUGUGUGGGGACUGUGAGGAGAGCUGUGUCUCAAGUGGAGGAGACUAUUUUAAGUGAAGUGAAGAUGUUGUGUGAUGCUGAGUUGAAGAGGAUUCAGCAGUAUGCAGUAGAUGUGACUCUGGACCCUGAUACAGCACAUCAUGGUCUCAUCAUAUCUGAGGAUGGGAAACAGGUGAAACAUGGAGAUACAAAACAGGAUCUCCCAGACUACCCAGAGAGGUUCAAUUAUUUUGUCUGUGUAUUGGGAAAGGAGGACUUGUCCUCAGGGAGAUUCUACUAUGAGGUGAUGGUUAAGGGAAAGACUAAGUGGGAUUUAGGAGUGGCCAGAGAGUCCAUCAACAGGAAGGGGAGGAUCACAGUGAGCGCUGAGAAUGGAUACUGGACUCUGUGCCUGAGGAAUGGAGAAUACAACAUUCGUGCUAAAGCCAGUGUCCUGCUUUCCCUGAGAGAGAAGCCCCAGAAGGUGGGGGUGUUUGUGGAUUAUGAGGAGGGUCAGGUCUCCUUUUAUGAUGUGGAGGCCAGGUCUCAUAUCUACUCUUUCACUGGCUGCACCUUCACUGAGAAACUAUAUCCAUUCUUCAAUCCAUGUCUUAAUGAUGGUGGUAAAAACUCUGCCCCUCUGAUCAUCUCUCCUGUCAAUCAGACAGACUGAGUUUAUUCUUAAAGCAUAGUUGAUGGGCAUUCUUUGGAGACUGCAGUGCCAUAUGAAUGUCACAUGGUUGUCUAUGUCCUUAAACUCCUUAAUGAUAUCUAGUCUCUCUAAUUGCUAUGGAAAAUCAAAGCAGUAAACAUAUCCCCACUCCUAAGAAGUUGUAAUACAUAAUUCCCUAAUAAAAUUCUUAUAGAAAAGGGUUUCUAGGGUUUUUCUCCCCCAUAUUUACAUGUAAUGCCAUAGCCUCCCUCUUUCACAGGGGACAAUGAGGAAUUCUCUCUUUCUCUCAAUGAUAUUUAUAUGAAUCCUUUAAAGUAGCUUGAAUCAGGGGAACUUGAUUCUUGGUCUGGGGUUGUGGUCUCUGAUUGUGCGUGUGGUAAGUCCUCGCAUUGCUUUGUAUGUCUUUACUGCUUGUGUCAGAGAUGCCUUUGUGCAAAAGGGAGAGGUUUGCCCUGGUAGUCCUGGGAGGAGACUUGAAAGAAUGUGCAUAGGCAUGCUUCCCAAAGGAGGGUGUUGCAACUAUACACCUAAUUUUCAAACGUUGCUAUGGGCACAGCCUAACAAUGGAAGUGAAGGCUUCGACUUCUGCUUUACUUCCCACCUCGGUGGGUGACACUUGCCAGAGUAAAUUAUUUUAAGGAGUCAAUUUGGAGCAUAAAACUCAAGUAGGACUGAACAAGAAUAAGUGUUAUGUCAUAUUUAUUUAAUUCACCUUCGCUAACAUUAGCUAGGCCUACUAGUUUGGUUGUAGUAACGUUAGUUGUGUCUGAGUUAAGGGCCAUCAACUAAGCCAAUAACGAUAACUAUUGACUAAUUUACAGUGCAUUCGUAAAGUAUUCAGACCCCUUGACUUUUUCCAUAUUUUUACGUUACAGCCUUAUUCCUAAAUGGAUUAAAUAGUUUUUUUCCCCUCCUUAAUCUACACACAAUACCCCAUACAUUUUGCAAAUGUAUUACAAAACUGAAAUAGAACAUUUACGUAAGUAUUCAGACCCUUUACUCAGUACUUUGUUGAAGCACCUUUUGCAGCGAUAACAGCCUUGAGUCUUUGGUAUGACGCUACAAGCUUGGCACAUCUCUAUUUGGGGAGUUUCUCCCAUUCUUCUCUGCAGAUCCUCUCAAUCUCUGUCAGGUUGGAUGGGGAGUGUCGCUGCACAGCUGCACAGGGUUCAAGUCCAGGCUUUGGAGCAGGUUUUCAUCAAGGAUCUCUCUGUACUUUGUUCCAUUCAUCUUUCCCUCAAUCCUAACUAGUCUCCCAGUCCCUGCCGCUGAUGCUGCCACCACCAUGCUUCACCGUAGGGAUGGUGCCAGGUUUCCUCCAGACGUGACACUUGGCAUUCGGGCCAAAGAGUUCAAUGUUGGUUUCAUCAGACCAGAGAAUCUUGUUUCUUAUGGUCGGAGAGUCUUUAGGUGUCUUUUAGCAAACUCCAAGUGUGCUUUCAUGUGCCUUUUACUGAGGAGUAGCUUCCGCCUGGCCACUCUACCAUAAAGGCCUGAUUGGUGGAGUGCUGCAGAGAUGGUUGUCCUUCUGGAAGGUUCUCCCAUCUCCCCAGAGGAACUCUGGUACUCUGUCAGUGAGACCCUCAGGCCCUUCUCUACCAAUUGCUCAGUUUGGCCGGGAGGCCAGCUCUAGGAAGAGUCUUGGUGGUUCCAAACUUCUUCCAUUUAAGAAUGAUGGAGGCCACUGUGUUCUUGUGGCCCUUCAAUUCAGCAGACAUUUUAUGGUACCCUUCCCCAGAUCUGUGCCUUGACACAGUCCUGUCUCGGAGCUCUACGGACAAUUCCUUGGACCUCAUGUCUUUGUUUUUACUCUGACAUGCAUUGUCAACUCUGGGACUUUAUAUAGACAGCUGUGUGCCUUUCCAAAUCAUGUCCAAUCAAUUGAAUUUACCACAGGUGGACUCAAAUUGUAGAAACCUCUCAAGGAGGAUUAAUAGAAACCUGAUGCACCUGAGCUCAAUAUCCUGAGGUCAAUAGCAAAGGGUCUGAAUAAUUAUUUUUUUAUUUUAAUUUAACUAGGUUAGGAACAAAUUCUUAUUUACAAUGACGGCCUACCGGGGAACAGUGGGUUAACUGCCUUGUUCAGGGGCAGAACGACAGAUUUUUACCUUGUCAGCUCUGGGAUUCGAUCUUGCAACGCUCUAGUCCAACGCUCUAACCACUAGUCUACCUGCCACUCCAAACACACCCUGAAAGCACCGAAUGGACUUGAAUACUUAUGUAAAUAAGGUAUUCCUGUUUUUUAUUUGUAAUUGAUUUGCUCAAAUUUUUAAACCUGUUUUUGCUUUGUCAGUAUGGGGUAUUGUGUGUAGAUUGCUGAGGAAAUUGAUUAUUUUAAUCCAUUUUAGAAUAAGUCUGUAAAGUAACAAUGUGGAAAACGUCACAGGGUCUGAAUACUUUCCGAAUGCACUGUAUAAAACGUUGGUGAGCAUCCACACUCUAGGAAAGUUUAUCGUUCUACAGUCCUACACCUGUCAAUCAACUGAUCAAUGCAUCCUACUGCAUGCUCCAUAUUAAUAAGGUGGUAACACAAGCCCAUUCAGUGCUUUCAGGGUGUGUUCAUUGUCAUAGUGACAACUGCAAAUAAUGUCAAUGUACAUGUAGGCCUAAUAACAAAAGGUAUAUGCAGUUCCUUCAGAAAGUAUUUUUCCCCAUGGCUUUUCUACAUUUUGUGUUAGACGGAAUUUAAAAUGGAUUAAAUGUAGAUGUUGUGUCACUGGCCUACACACAGUACCCCAUAAUGUCAAAUUGGAAUUCAAAUUCUUGUUAUGGAAAGUCCAAAUAAGUUCAGGAGUAAAAAUGUGCUUAUCAAAUCGCAUAAUAAGUUGCAUGGAUUCGUUGUUCAAUAAUAGUGGUUAACAUUAAAAAAAAUGUAAUCACUACCCCGUCUCUGUACCCCACGCAUAUAAUUAGCAUUAUGGUUCCUCAAUCGAGUAGUUAAUUUCAAAAUGCAGAUACAACCACAAAGACCAGGGACGUUUUUCAAUGCUUCACAAUGAAGGGCAACUGUUGGUAGAAGAAGAAAAAAAGAAGCAGAUACUGAUUUCCUUUCAGCAUGGUGAAGUUAUUAGUUAGGAUUUGGAUGUAGUAUCACUACACCAGGUCACUACCAGUGGUGUGUACUCAUGUACACCAAGGGAAGCCAGGCUUCCCCAAAACAUUUACCAAUAAAAAUAGCACAAAAUAAUUGAGUCUCUCUGUGUUGAAUUCAUAAUUAAUAAAUUCAUACAUUGUGCCCCUGGCCCGCGAGGAUGGAAGUUUGAUAUAUAUAAGUCGGACGUUUACAUACACUUAAGUUGGAGUCAUUAAAACUCGUUUUUCAACCACUCCACACAUUUCUUGUUAACAAACUGUAGAUUUGGCAAGUCGGAUAGGACAUCUACUUUGUGCAUAACAAAAGUAAUUUUUCCAACAAUUGUUUGCAGAUAGAUUAUUUCAUUUAUAAUUCACUGUAUCACAAUUCCAGUGGGUCAGGAGUUUACAUACACUAAGUUGACUGUGCCUUUUAAACAGCUUGGAAAAUUCCAGAAAAUGAUGUCAUGGCUUUAGAAGCUUCUGAUAGGCUAAUUGACAUCAUUUGAGUCCAUUGGAGGUGUACCUGUGGAUGUAUUUCAAGGCCUACCUUCAAACUCAGUGCCUCUUUGCUUGACAUCAUGGGAAAAUCAAAAGAAAUCAGCCAGGACCUCAGAAAAUAAAAUAAUUGUUCACCUCCACAAGUCUGGUUCACCCUUGGGAGCAAUUUCCAAAUGCCUGAAGGUAAACAAUAGUUCAUCACAAACAAUGGUACGCAAGUAUAAACACCAUGGGACCACACAGCCAUCAUACCGCUCAGGAAGGAGACGCGUUCUGUCUCCUAGGGAUGAAUGUACUUUGGUGCGAAAAGUGCAAAUCAAUCCCAGAACAGCAGCAAAGGGCCUUGUGAAGAUUCUGGAGGAAACAGGUACGAAAGUAUCUAUAUCCACAGUAAAUCUAGUCCUAUAUCAACAACAAGGAAGAAGCCACUGCUCCAAAACUGCCAUAAAAAAGCCAGACUACGGUUUGCAACUGCACAUGGGGACAAAGAUCGUACUUUUUGGAGAAAUGUCCUCUGGUCUGAAGAAACAAAAAUAGAACUGUUUGACCAUAAUGACCAUCGUUAUGUUUGGAGGAAAAAGGGGGAUGCUUGCAAGCCGAAGAACACCAUCCCAGCCGUGAAGCAUGGGCGUGGCAGCAUCAUGUAGCUCUAACUCCAAAAAGUCUUGGGACACUGUAAAGUCCAUGGAGAAAUAAGAGCACCUCCUCCCAGCUGUCCACUGCACUGAGGCUAGGAAACACUUUCACUACUGAUAAAUUCACGACAAUUGAGAAUUUCAAUAAGCAUUUCUCUUCAUGCUUUCCUCCUGGCUACCCCACCCCGGCCAACAGCUCCGCACCCCACGCAGCUACUUGCCCAAGCCUCCCCGCUUCUCCUUCACCGAAAUCCAGAUAACAGAUGUUCUGAAAGAGCUGCAAAACCUGGACCUGUACAAAUCAGCUGGGCUAGAAAAUCUGGACCAUCUCUUUUUAAAAUUAACCGCCGCCAUUGUUGCAACCCCUAUUACUAGUCUGUUCAACCUCCCUUUCGCAUCGUCCGAGAUUCCUAAAGAUUGGAAAGCUGCCGCGGUCAUCCCCCUCUUCAAAGGGGGUGACACUCUAGACCCAAACUGCUACAGACCUACAGUGGGGCAAAAAAGUAUUUAGUCAGCCACCAAUUGUGCAAGUUCUCCCACUUAAAAAGAUGAGAGGUCUGUAAUUUUCAUCAUAGGUACACUUCAACUAUGACAGACAAAAUUAGAAGAAAAAAAUCCAGAAAAUCACAUUGUAGGAUUUCUUAAUGAAUUUAUAUGCAAAUUAUGGUGGAAAAUAAGUAUUUGGUCACCUACAAACAAGCAAGAUUUCUGGCUCUCACAGACCUGUAACUUCUUCUUUAAGAGGCUCCUCUGUCCUCCAAUCGUUACCUGUAUUAAUAGCACCUGUUUGAACUUGUUAUCAGUAUAAAAGGCACCUGUCCACAACCUCAAACAGUCACACUCCAAACUCCACUAUGGCCAAGAACAAAGAGCUGUCAAAGGACACCAGAAACAAAAUUGUAGACCGGCACCAGGCUGGGAAGACUGAAUCUGCAAUAGGUAAGCAGCUUGGUUUGAAGAAAUCAACUGUGAUAAUCUCCCUCGAUCUGGGGCUCCACGCAAGAUCUCACCCCGUGGUGUCAAAAUGAUCACAAGAACGAUGAGCAAAAAUCCCAGAAACCACACGGGGGGACCUAGUGAAUGACCUGCAGAGAGCUGGGACCAAAGUAACAAAGCCUACCAUCAGUAACACACUACCUGCCAGGGACUCAAAUCCUGCAGUGCCAGACGUGUCCCCCUGCUUAAGCCAGUACAUGUCCAGGUCCGUCUGAAGUUUGCUAGAGAGCAUUUGGAUGAUCCAGAAGAAGAUUGGGAGAAUGUCAGAUGAAACCAAAAUAUAACUUUUUGGUAAAAACUCAACUCGUCGUGUUUGGAGGACAAAGAAUGCUGAGUUGCAUCUAAAGAACACCAUACCUACUGUGAAGCAUGGGGGUGGGAACAUCAUGCUUUGGGGCUGUUUUUCUGCAAAGGGACCAGGAC
Molecule: messenger RNA, 7475 nt
Organism: Oncorhynchus masou masou (cherry salmon)
Lineage: Eukaryota; Metazoa; Chordata; Actinopteri; Salmoniformes; Salmonidae
Product: zinc finger protein RFP-like
Exons: 2
Coding region: 223-1848 (541 amino acids)
Molecular function (GO): zinc ion binding; protein binding
Source: RefSeq, a predicted model, not a curated record